AUGCUGAUGAUUGAGGGAGAGGAUCCCGCGUCUCCAACAGCAGCCAUCACCACACCAGACUGGGAGCUGUUCAUGCCCCAAAGCGACACACAUAUUCAGAAGAAUUAUUUGAUCACAUUUGUUCUCUGUAUCUCCUGUGUUCUUGGGAAAACUAUAGUGGUUCUAAUGGCCUUUAAAGCUACACUUCCUGGAAGUAAUGCAAUGAAAUGGUUUGGACCUGUACAGCAAAGAAUGACUGUAAUAUCUUUUACAUUUAUUCAGGUUAUAAUAUGUAUCAUUUGGUUGGUUGUGAGUCCUCCCUUCCCAGUGAAAAAUCUGACCACCUACAAGGAGAAGAUCAUCCUGGAAUGUGCGUUAGGCUCUGCUGUUGGUUUCUGGGCUGUGCUCGGCUACAUCGGCCUGCUGGCUGUGUUUUGCUUUGUGUUAGCUGUUCUAGCUCGGAAACUACCUGAUAAUUUUAACGAAGCCAAGAUGAUAACCUUCAGCAUGUUGAUAUUCUGUGCAGUCUGGAUCACCUUCAUCCCAGCUUAUGUCAGCUCUCCUGGAAAAUUUACUGUGGCUGUGGAGAUAUUUGCUAUUCUGGCCUCCAGUUUUGGACUGAUACUGUGUAUAUUUGCUCCAAAGUGUUUCAUCAUUUUGUUUCAGCCUGACAAGAACACUAAGAAACAUUUAAUGAACAAAAACUAA
This is a messenger RNA of Xiphophorus couchianus (Monterrey platyfish), 687 nucleotides long. Its product is annotated as extracellular calcium-sensing receptor-like. Gene Ontology annotation, biological process: G protein-coupled receptor signaling pathway. The record is from RefSeq and is a predicted model, not a curated record. The transcript has 2 exons. NCBI's taxonomy places the organism in Eukaryota, Metazoa, Chordata, Actinopteri, Cyprinodontiformes, Poeciliidae. Gene Ontology annotation, molecular function: G protein-coupled receptor activity. The coding region runs from base 1 to 687 and encodes 228 amino acids. Gene Ontology annotation, cellular component: plasma membrane.